Messenger RNA from Culex pipiens pallens (northern house mosquito), 1496 nucleotides. RefSeq names its product N6-adenosine-methyltransferase non-catalytic subunit (gene Mettl14). Gene Ontology annotation, molecular function: mRNA binding. Gene Ontology annotation, cellular component: nucleus; RNA N6-methyladenosine methyltransferase complex. The transcript is spliced from 3 exons. Bases 157 to 1335 code for a protein of 392 amino acids. NCBI's taxonomy places the organism in Eukaryota, Metazoa, Arthropoda, Insecta, Diptera, Culicidae. The record is from RefSeq and is a predicted model, not a curated record.
CACCGCGACAGCUUGUUGAUUUCGGUUUUCGUUCCUCGCAGAAAAAAAAAACGACGCGUUCCUGCAGCCGGCGCAAAAUCCGUGUUUAAAUCCGUACCAAUUCUACGUUAUCCAAACUAAAUGGUUCGCUAACUGUUCCGCAGAAUUGCCCCCACCAUGGGCGACGUGAUUAAAUCUCUGCGCGAAAAGUCGCAAAAGCGCAAGAAGCUUCUUGCUCAGACGCUGGGCGUUUCCAGCGUUCAGGACCUUAAGCAUGUGCUCGGGACGGCCGAGGAUACGCCGAUGGGCAAGGCGCAGCGCUACGAUGACGAGGAGGCCAGCUCGUCGAAAAAGUCCCAAUCGUCGGAGGGAAUGGUGUACCGGGAUUCGUCUACCUUCCUGAAGGGUACUCAAUCGUCGAAUCCCCACAAUGAUUACUGCCAGCACUUUGUCGAUACUGGGCAGCGACCGCAGAACUUUAUCCGGGACGUUGGCCUGGCGGACCGGUUCGAGGAAUAUCCGAAGCUGCGCGAGUUGAUCCGGCUGAAGGACGAACUGAUCUCCGAAACGGCCUCCCCGCCAAUGUACCUGCGGGCGGACCUUAAAAGUUUUGACCUCAAAAAUCUGGGAACAAAGUUUGACGUAAUUUUGAUUGAACCUCCGCUGGAGGAAUACGCCCGCGGUGGAGCGGCCGUGGCCGCGGGGGCUCCGCGUAACUUCUGGUCGUGGGACGAAAUCCUGGCUCUUGAUAUCGGCGAAGUCGCAGCCCAUCGCAGCUUCGUGUUUCUCUGGUGUGGCAGUUCCGAAGGAUUGGACAUGGGUCGCAAUUGCCUGCGCAAAUGGGGUUUCCGGCGGUGCGAGGACAUCUGCUGGAUCCGAACCAACAUCGACUCCCCAGGACACUCCAAAAUCCUCGAACCCAAAGCGGUUUUCCAACGCACCAAGGAACACUGCCUGAUGGGCAUCAAGGGAACCGUCCGCCGCUCGACCGACGGAGACUUUAUCCACGCCAACGUGGACAUUGACCUCAUCAUCUCGGAAGAAGCCGAAUUCGGCAGUCUGGAAAAACCAAUCGAAAUUUUCCACAUCAUCGAGCACUUUUGCCUGGGCCGUCGUCGCCUGCACAUCUUUGGCCGCGACUCGACAAUCCGACCGGGCUGGGUCACGAUCGGACCGGAACUUACCAACUCGAACUUCAACAGCGAGCUGUACGCUAACUCGUUCGAAGAGAAUCCGACCACCGGCUGCACCGAGCGAAUCGAGGCGCUGAGACCGAAGAGCCCGCCCGCAAACGGGAAGGUGCUGCGUGGCCGGGGAAGAGGUUUUUCGCGGGGCCUCCGAGGACGGAGCCGGUAAGUGAGGAUUUCCCUACCUUUUUUUUGCUUCUUUUAUCACAACAAUCACUUGGACACAGUGCAGCUGCAAAUGCGUACGAAAUGUUUCUUUUUUAGUUAUAAUCAUAACGACAAACAAACAAAAAAAAAAUCACAUAAUAUAACACACUAUAUUCCUUUGUA